AUGGGAAGCUCUGGAUCUGCUCCAGACCAGGGCGGUGACGGGAGGACAGGUGCAGAAGCCGAAGCUCAGGACCGAGCCGGAGAAGAGCAGCCGCACACGGGCGAGCUCAGGGUCACGGUGAUCUUUGCUACGAGUGGUGAGACCCACUCAACAGUUGUGCUGCCUGCCGGCGCCCUGGUCUCCGACCUUGCCAAGGCGCUGGACGAGACCAGCAAGGUCCCGGGCAAAUGCCGCAGCUUCCUUCGAGAUGGGAUGCCUCUGCGCAUGGCGGAUCCUUUGGCCUGCAGCGGUGCAGUGGAGGAAGUGACGAUUCAGCUGGUGGUCCACAGCCUUGUGGGGCGCUGGACUUGGAAAAAGGGCGAGAUGCCGGAGGAGCAGGAGGCGCAUGACUACGAGUGCCACGUUCUACUGCUACGCGGCGAUGGCCGCGCCCAGUUCAACCAGUUUCAUUCCUGGCGGAAAGACAACGAGAACUAUGGCUCCAAAAGGACCAUGAUCGGCUGCAAGGAACGGGGUGGUCCACGAGACCAGCUGAGCAGCGAAUUCCUUUGCGGAGAGGACUUGAAAGACGGAGGUCGGGGCGUAUGGGAGGUGCAGCACGACCCGGAGCCCACCCUUUGUGUCAGCGGACCUGGUUUCGUCUCUGCCGGGAUCAUCGAAGAUGACGACCUGGUGGCACACGGCGCGGGGGCGAUCCCGCACGAAGUCUUCGUUGUCACCCUCCGAGAGCUGCUAGCGAGCUUCGAGUUCUCAAAAGACUGA
Messenger RNA from Symbiodinium necroappetens, 762 nucleotides. The record is from the annotation of a GenBank genome assembly. Lineage: Eukaryota; Dinophyceae; Suessiales; Symbiodiniaceae.